AUGCAGCUUCAGAUCGCUCGCACGUCGUCUGUGAGCGUGUACAAGGCUGUCAUGGUGAACCUUUUAGCGAGUCUCCUCCAGAGUGUGAAAGCACAUUACGAGAUGACAGAUAUCGACCUGGUGUACAUCACCUCCGCCAAGUUGACCGGCCGCUUACAGAAGUUGAGAAAGCUGAUUCCCGGACGCUCCUUCGAUCUCUACACCAAGUCAGCCCAAACGCUUCUAGACCAGGCACGAUCAUCGAUGGUCGCUAGGAUCGACCGCGUAACGAACACCGCAGGUAGUCGUAUAGAUAUGGCAGUGCUCGCCGAUCUCCAGCCCGACAACGAGCUUGACAUCCAUCUCCCGGCGAUGGACGACUUCGUUUCGAAAAUCUCUGGUAGAACACGUCGAACUGGUGUGUCAAAUUUUCGACCGACUUCAAAAUGUCUGGUAUGUCCCGAGCAUGAGCUGCCCACCAGCUUCAGCGGCUCAGGAGAAUACACGUACUUCUACUUGGCGACAGUGGAGAGAUGGGUCGAAGACCACCUUUCCUCUUGGACUGAACGACACAUGUCCGAUGACACAUCCUGUGGGAAGCUACGACAGCUUUUGCAAGAAGUCAGCUGGGGCGGCUGUCGGUCGCUGAGGCCUAUCUGCAAUGCCGCCGAAGAGAUACGAGGGCUGAUGCUCCAUCCCUCUACCGCGACUUUGGUUUUCCAUGUUCCUUCGCAGUAA
Alternaria postmessia is the source of this 717-nucleotide messenger RNA. RefSeq lists its product as uncharacterized. The transcript is spliced from 3 exons. The coding region runs from base 1 to 717 and encodes 238 amino acids. Lineage: Eukaryota; Fungi; Ascomycota; Dothideomycetes; Pleosporales; Pleosporaceae. The record is from RefSeq and is a predicted model, not a curated record.